Trichogramma pretiosum is the source of this 315-nucleotide messenger RNA. RefSeq names its product dynein light chain 4, axonemal-like. Gene Ontology annotation, cellular component: dynein complex. The record is from RefSeq and is a predicted model, not a curated record. The transcript is spliced from 2 exons. Bases 1 to 315 code for a protein of 104 amino acids. Gene Ontology annotation, biological process: microtubule-based process. NCBI's taxonomy places the organism in Eukaryota, Metazoa, Arthropoda, Insecta, Hymenoptera, Trichogrammatidae. Gene Ontology annotation, molecular function: dynein light intermediate chain binding; dynein intermediate chain binding.
AUGGGUGACACCAAGGAAGACAUAAGCCUCGCCUACGCCUAUCCUCUCUGCAAGGUGACGGACAUGCCGGACGACAUGAGGACCGAGGCGAUGGAGGCCACCGUCACCGCCGUCGAGAAGUACUCGGACAAUUACGAGACGGCCGCGCGCAUGGUCAAGGACCUGCUCGACAAGAAGUUCGGCGCGCCCUUCAACGUGGUGAUCGGCGAGGACUACAGCUACUGCUGCACCCACCAGGAGAAGUCGAUGCUGCUCAUGUUCACCAACGGCAACGUGGCGGCCCUCAUCUGGCGCACCGUCGCCAGCUUUGGAUAG